Tauraco erythrolophus (red-crested turaco) is the source of this 2638-nucleotide messenger RNA. The record is from RefSeq and is a predicted model, not a curated record. NCBI's taxonomy places the organism in Eukaryota, Metazoa, Chordata, Aves, Musophagiformes, Musophagidae.
CAGGAGCCCUGGGGACAAAUCUGAAAACCCGAUGGUACAGCUUUUCUAUGGGACUUUCUUGACUGAGGGUGUCCACGAGGGCAAUACUUUUUCCAAGAUCGAAACCUUUGGUCAGUAUCCCCUUCAGGUAAAUGGUUAUCGAAACUUGAACGAGUGCCUGGAAGGAGCCAUGGUGGAGGGGGAGAUGGACGAGGCGACGGCGUCUCAGUCAGUGAAAUACGGACAGGAGCGCUGGUUUACAAAACUCCCACCAGUACUGACCUUUGAACUCUCCCGAUUUGAGUUCAAUCAGUCCCUAGGACAGCCCGAGAAAAUUCACAGCAAGCUAGAAUUCCCCCAGACUAUUUAUAUGGACAGGUACCUGUACAGCAGCAAAGAGCUUAUUCGGAUGAAAAGAGAAGAAAUGAAGAGGUUGAAGGAGAAAAUGGUGAUUCUGCAGCAGAAACUGGAAAGGUACAUGAAAUACGGCUCUGGCCCAGCCCGCUUCCCGCUGCCCGACAUGCUCCAGUACGUCCUGGAAUUCAUCGCUGCGAAGGCGGCCGGAGUCGUUUCUUGCGCUCGGGGCUCUCCAGCACCACUCCGGCCGUCCCCAGCUGAGCCUCCCAGUUCGGACGUGCUUCCGCAGCCCGACGGCGUCGUAGAAAGGACGGAUGCUAGCACUGAAGAUGCAGCUUUUGUUUCGGCAAACCCCUCGCCGCAGCAAGAGCCGAGCGCGCCGCUCCAGCCCUCUGGUUCUCCCGCGGAAGCGUCGGAACGUCCAGCUCCUCACGUGGUUUCCGAGGAAGAGCUGACCCUCGUUCGGACGUGUCUGCAGCGAUGGAGAAACGAGAUCGAGCAAGACGUGCAAGAUCUGAAGGAGUCUAUUUCCAGAGUCAACCUGUCCAUGGAACAAAUGUACUGUGACCCUCUUCUCCAGCAGGUUCCCUAUCGUUUGCACGCCGUCUUGGUCCACGAGGGGCAAGCGAACGCCGGUCACUACUGGGCCUUCGUGUACGACCAGCCUCGAAAAAGCUGGCUCAAGUACAACGACAUCUCCGUGACGGAGUCGUCGUGGGAAGAGCUGGAGAGGGAUUCGUUCGGAGGCUCGAGGAACGCCAGCGCCUACUGCCUGAUGUACAUCAGCGACGAGGUGGUCGCAGACCAGGAUGAUGGCUCCGAGGUUGGACAGUUUCAGAAGGAAGUCGAAGCCUUGCCCCCAGAGCUGAGGCACUACAUCCAGGAGGACAACUGGCGACUGGAGCAGGAGGCAGAGGAGUGGGAGGAGGAGCAGUCUUGCAAGAUUCCUCAGAUGGAGCCUUCGCCUGCUUCUGCCUCGCAGGACCUCUCUUCUGACUCAGGACCAGACCAGUCGUCAGCCUGCGAGCAGGGCACGCGCUCUCUGUCCUCCGAACACGCCAGGAUGGCCAAGGAGCAGACCGCCAAGGCCAUCGCGAACACCGCCGACGCCUACGAGAAGAACGGCGUCGAGGCGGCGCUCUGUGAGCCCAAGGAGGUAGAACCAGUGAAAGCCCAACUGGGAGAACCAGCCCUUCCAGUUCAGGCAGACCGGCCGCAGGACGCUAAGGAAGCAGAGCCCGCUGCCCAAACUAGCUCCCGGGUCUCUGAAGUGGAAAUCCCCAGUGUGGGGAAGAUUCCCGUUAGAUCCGAUGCAGACGGAUAUAACGAGGAGGUACAGCUCCCAGCGCAGGGCCACUCGCCCUACGCGAGCUCCCAGGCUUUUCCGAAUCCUGGCUCGGGCAGCGUUUCGGAAGUCCGCGAGCGCGGUUGGAUGCCACGCCAACGCCGAGCCCGGCGCUCCGCGGGCACGCUCGGUAGAUGCUUGCGUGAGGUGGGCGCGACGAAGCGCUCCGCCGCGGGCUUCCGCGCUCGGGCCCGCCAGACCUUUGAUCGCGACGGGUCUGAGGCCGGGCUCGUCAAGGCGUUCCACGAGGAUUACUCCCGGCUCUACCUGCUGGCCAAAGAGACCCCGACCCCUCAGAACGACGCCCGCUUGCAGCACGUCCUCGUGUACUUCCUGCAGAACAACGCUCCCCAGCAAGUGGUGGAACGGACCCUUCUGGAGCAGUUUGCAGACAAGAACCUCAGCUACGAUGAAAGGUCAAUCAGCAUCAUGAAGGUGGCGCGAGCGAAGCUGAGGGAAAUCGGUCCCGACGACGUCAAUAUGGAGGAGUACAAGCGAUGGCACGAGGACUACAGCCUCUUCCGCAAGGUGUCGGUGUACCUGCUGACAGGGCUGGAGCUCUACCAGAACGGAAAGUACCAGGAGUCCCUCACCUACCUGGUCUACGCCUACCAAAGCAACACCAAGCUGCUGCUGAAAGGACCCAGCAGAGGAGUGAACGAGUCGCUGAUCGCCCUGUACAGAAGGAAUUGUCUCCUGAAGCUGAACGAGGCGGCAGCAUCCCUGUUCGUCAGCUGCGAAGAAGCUCGCGUGGCAGAGGGCGUUGGCAUCCUGAACGAGCUGAUCAUUCCCUGCAUGCACCUCAUGAACAACUUCGAGAUCUCCAAGGAGGACCUGGAUGCCAUCGAGGUCAUGAGAAACCGCUGGUGCUCCUACCUGGGACGAGAAGACAUGGACGGUAGGGAGCGGCGCUGCCCGCGUCGUGCCGUGUGUGGGCAGGGCGGUGGCUGGGUCUGA